Molecule: messenger RNA, 1445 nt
Organism: Daktulosphaira vitifoliae (grape phylloxera)
Lineage: Eukaryota; Metazoa; Arthropoda; Insecta; Hemiptera; Phylloxeridae
Gene: CtsB
Product: cathepsin B
Exons: 6
Coding region: 312-1322 (336 amino acids)
Biological process (GO): regulation of catalytic activity
Cellular component (GO): lysosome
Molecular function (GO): cysteine-type endopeptidase activity
Source: RefSeq, a predicted model, not a curated record
GAUCUCAUUUUCAAUAUUAGUACAAGUUGUAAUUAUUUCAUUUAAGACAAAUAAGUAAGAAGGGGAUUUUGAACCGUUAUCGAGUAUAGAUAUGGAAUAAUAAAUUAUUAACUUCUACAACGGAUAACUUACCGAAUUACACAAUUAAUCGAACAAUUAUUAUUUAGCGUAUUAGUAAUUUACGUAACAAAAACUUUACCUUUAGCACCAAAAGAUUAAGAUUUUAUUACGUUUUCAUUUAAUAUUUGUUGUUCUGGUUUCUUUAUUAUAUAUUUUUUUUAAUUUAAUAAUAAAAUAUUAAUUUGUUUAAAAUGCUGAAGCUCUUUUCAUAUUCUUAUGUCUUUUUUUUCUGUUAUUGUUUUGUACAAUCACAGCCCGCUCCUAAAGAUCCUCUGUCAGAUGAAUUUAUAAAUCAUAUUAAUUCAAUACAAAAUACAUGGAAGGCUGGACGUAAUUUUCAUAAAAAUACUCCUAUGAAAUACCUUCAAAAUCUAAUGGGUGUGCAUAAAGAUAAUGAUAAACAAGAAAAAUUAGAACAGUUGUUAGAAUACAAUGAUUUUUCCAGUUUACCCGAAAACUUUGAUUCAAGGGAAAAUUGGCCUAAUUGUCCAACUAUAAGAGAAAUUAGAGAUCAAGGCUCAUGUGGUUCUUGUUGGGCUUUUGGUGCAGUAGAAGCUAUGUCUGACCGUGUUUGUAUACAUUCGAAUGGAACUCUAAAUUUUCAUUUUUCUGCUGAAAAUUUAGUAUCAUGUUGUUGGACUUGUGGUUUUGGAUGCAAUGGUGGUUUUCCUGGUGGUGCUUGGCGUUAUUGGAAAACAACUGGAAUCGUUAGUGGUGGCUCAUACAACUCCCACAUGGGAUGUAUUCCUUAUGAAGUAGCUCCUUGUGAACAUCAUGUAAAUGGAACAAGAGGACCAUGUAAAGAGGGUGGGAAAACACCUAAAUGUGUCAAAAAAUGUGAAGAUGGUUAUAAAUUGUCAUACAAAGAUGAUUUACAUCAUGGUAAAUCUGCAUACUCAAUUGGAAAUGGAGUGGAUCAAAUCAGAAAAGAAAUUUAUACUAAUGGGCCUGUAGAAGGUGCAUUUACCGUGUAUGAGGAUUUUGUAUCUUAUAAAUCUGGAGUUUAUAAACAUGUUGCUGGUAAAGCACUUGGAGGACAUGCUAUUAGAAUACUUGGAUGGGGAGUAGAAAACAAUACACCUUAUUGGUUGGUGGCCAAUUCUUGGAAUACUGAUUGGGGUGAUAAUGGUUUUUUUAAAAUUUUAAGAGGACAAGAUGAAUGUGGUAUAGAAGGACAAAUUAAUGCUGGUAUUCCUGCUUAAUAACCUUAGUAAUAACAUUCUCUUUUAUAUAAUUAUGUGAUAAUUUUUUUUUUAGCGUUAAAAAUAAAGUUCAUGCUAAGACUUAAUUUUGAAAAAUAUUGUAUUUUUAAAUUAAAGUUUUAU